Messenger RNA from Klebsormidium nitens, 2210 nucleotides. The record is from the annotation of a GenBank genome assembly. Lineage: Eukaryota; Viridiplantae; Streptophyta; Klebsormidiophyceae; Klebsormidiales; Klebsormidiaceae.
GGUAGACCCACUUUCUCUUCAGAAGCGCCAGCUGAGCUUGGCUGAGCUGUCAUGCAGCAGCAUUCUUAUAGCACUUCUGCGACUGCACGGCUGCAGAAUGCAGAUGGGAGCAAAGUCAUGUAUCCAGGAGCAGGAUGCAUCGACUCAAGAAAUACUGCUUUCACAAAGGAAGGGCGAGACUUACAAGCUCGCGUGCGCUCGCUAGCUUGGACUGCAAGUGCAUGCGCCUGUGUAGUCAAAGGCCCUGAGGUUUUGGUUUAGGAGUAGUUAAAGUCGCUCGCAGUUUGGGUUUGGGGAAACCAAGGGUUUAGCAUGGCUUGCCCCACAUUGAAGCGCGACCUGGCUCGCAUGGUCAGCGCAUGUGCACGCCUGGGGGACUUGGACUGCGCGCUUACGGUCAUUGAUAAGAUGAAGGAACGAGGGUGGCAGCCCGAUAGCAACACGCUGAACCAUCUGCUAUGGUCCCCCUGGGAGAUAGCCGAUAAGGGGCUGCCUGGGGGGAGUGGAAAGUGUGAGGAGAGGGAAAGAAUUGACGGGUGCGAGUGGGGCGUUGUUAAAGGUUUGAAGGGCGUUCGACGGAAGCGCGUCAGGUGGGUCGGUGGCCCGCCCACUCUGCCGUCCGAUUGCCUGGCGCGCAGCAAGCAGGAUGCUCCGCCCUCUGAUACCCGCCCGUGGGACGAGCUCCCAACGGAGUUGCUCGUGGGCAUUCUGAGACGACUUGGGGACGAGCGGGGCGUGCUAAUCGCGUCAGCGGUGUGUUGCGGCUGGAGGGAGGGCCUCGCCGAGGGCGUCACUGAGCUUUCCCUCAAGUGGUGUCGCACCGCCGCUGUUCCGGCGCUCGUCACCCACACCGUCCCGCGCUUCCGUAACCUGCACGCACUCAGCCUCUGGCGGUGCCCCUCCCUCACUGACACAGCUGUCGCCGCCGUCGCUGCCAGCUGUCAUCAUCUCCGCAUCCUCGACCUGUCCCUGGGCUCCCAAUUGUCGGACGAUGCUCUGCGGGCGCUCGCUGGGGGCUGUCCGAAGCUCAAGAGUUUGGACGUCAGCGGAUGUGUCCGGUUUACGGAGGGGGGUUUCGUGACGCUGUUUUCGAAAUGCAAAGAGCUGAGAGCGGUGAACCUGUGCGGGUGCGUCGGGGGCGUCAGCGACAAGGUGUUGAGGGCAAUGGCAUGGAACUGCCGGGACCUGCAGUCCGUGAAUUUGGGCUGGUGUGACCGUGUGACUGACUACGGCCUGUCCGCCCUCGCCGCCGGGUGCCCCUCCCUCGAAGUCCUGGACCUUUGUGGCUGCACUAGCACGACCGACCGGGCGGUUGUCGCACUGGCCGGGAACUGCCUCCGCCUGCGCGCUUUGGGCCUGCACUGCUGCCGCCUCCUAACAGACCGCAGCAUCUAUGCUCUUGCUGCGAGUGCGGCUCAGCGGAAGGAGUUGAAAAUAGCAGGAUCGUUGAGCCCCGAGUGCACCAUUACAACCAGCACCUUCUCUGCUCGGCUCUCGGGCUCACAAGACGCCCGACGGCCGAAAAACGCGGGCGCCCCGCAGUUUGGGCUGUUGUCACUAAAUGUUAGCGGGUGUGUCCUUCUCAAGGCUCCCGCUAUGCAAGCGCUGUGCGACGCCUUCCCAAGCUUGCACACGUGUCCAAAGCAGAGAUCGCUCAAUGUAAGCGGGUGUUUAGCGUUGACGAACGUACGUUGCAAGUGCCGGCAGAAGGCGUUGUGACACGUUGUACAUGAUGUAUGUAACCAGCCGUAGGCAACUCGACUUGACUCUGACUAGGGGUAGGAGAGUUGGUGAGUUGCGAGAUUCAUCUGUGUAUAUAGUGUAGCUAGAGAUAUUGUACAUAUGUUUAGUUGCUGUAAAUUGUGAAUUUAUAUAAAGCAUAGAUGCACCGGCAAGUAGUCAGUUUGUACAUAUGCUCAGCUAGAAUCAAUUUAGCUUUGAUAGCGCACAGUGUUUAGUUGCCAAAGUUUCGUAAGCCAGUUUCUAUAAAUUCAUUGAGCGGUUGGAUACAAAAUGUUUGAUAUUCUUAUCUUGGCUGAAGUUGGUAAGACAUUGUUCGGUAAUGCUAGCUAUAGUCAUGCGCAUACACUAGUGAGGCUUGGAAGGGCAAAACUUUCACCAUGGAAAGUCACAGUUCGACCAUACACCAUACAAUUCAGCAGACUUGACUCAACGUUGAUUCCUUCAUCGAUCGAAGUUUUCUACUGAGC